This is a messenger RNA of Hyaloscypha bicolor E, 372 nucleotides long. RefSeq lists its product as uncharacterized. The coding region runs from base 108 to 305 and encodes 65 amino acids. The record is from RefSeq and is a predicted model, not a curated record. The transcript is spliced from 4 exons. Lineage: Eukaryota; Fungi; Ascomycota; Leotiomycetes; Helotiales; Hyaloscyphaceae.
GGCGAAACCCUGGUCGCUUCAUAGCCGCAGAAGCUCGACCAGAGUGGUCAGACAUUCCCGACCCUCCAUAGCAAGGCAAAAAUAACGACUGCGACCUUUUAGCAAGUAUGAUCGACGACAAAUUCAUUGGCAUGACAUUGGCCAUAUUGGCUUCUUGUGCAAUUGGCUCGAGUUAUGUCAUUACGAAAACGGGCCUCACACAAGCAGCCGAGCACCUGGCUUUAAUGGCGAUGGUCACGAAUACCUGCGAAGUCCCAUUUGGUGGUGUGGAAUGCUUACACGUAAGCAAGCAUACAGGAUGGUGAAGCAUUAGGGUCGACAGUGGCUGAUACUAUGAAUCAGUUAUUUCUGGGGAGCUCAUGAACAGCAUAG